Molecule: messenger RNA, 977 nt
Organism: Penaeus chinensis
Lineage: Eukaryota; Metazoa; Arthropoda; Malacostraca; Decapoda; Penaeidae
Exons: 4
Coding region: 1-804 (267 amino acids)
Source: RefSeq, a predicted model, not a curated record
AUGCACUGGACAAAGCCCCGAUCAUUGCCGUCUAAUUUGCGGCACUGCCGCUCAGACCAAGCUCUAGACAGCGCGUGGUUUGAGCAGUUCACGAUGCGGUUUCACACAGUGUGGUCGUUGAUAACGCUUGCUCUUUUCACCUCGCGGUGCUCCGCCAUUCAAGCCGAGUGGUGGCACUCCGUCAAGAUCGGCAGCAGCACACUCAGCACUGGGAGAUUUGUUGAACAUCUGAAGAUCAGCAAGGAGUCAUGUGUUGCACUGGCCACCCUCUCGACUUGGUGCGACUUAUUUUGCUAUCAGGAUGGCCGGUGCCUGAUCUCCGAGAUCAAGGUGGCAGGAGAUCAGGACGACUCUUCGCUUGGCCCUACUUUCCCCUGCUGGACUAAACAUGCUUGUCUCUUCCAUGGUGUCGGUUACGAGGAGGAUGAUACCUUUGUCGAUAGAUGUCUGCCUUUCAAAUGUCAGAAUCACAGUGUCAUCGUACAGUUGCCGGCUGUUUCUUCGUCCUGUAACGACUCAUUCACUGUUGUUCCUGGAGUGGGUUGCGUCUAUCUUCACCCUCACAAAAUGACCUGGUGUGACCCACGUGCCGUCUGCAGAGACUACGGGGGUCAGCUUGUGCCACCUGAGGACUUCCACGCUUUUAGUCAGAGGAUGGCACAUGAUGACGUUGCGUGGAUAGGAGUCAGAGGCCGACAGUGGACGGACCGCGACGAGACACACGAAGAUGAAUAUGAUUUUUGGUCUGAGCAGGCGCCGGAUUCAAGCCUUGAUGGACCCUUUGAACUGAUUUGUGAAAUUUAGCGAACGAAGUGUUAUCUACGUUUUUUUUUUUUUUUUUUUUUUUUUUUUGAGAUAAAAGUCCCCCCUGGCGUCUGUUUGAUUUCGCUCCUCUCUCUUUUCAUGUGGAUUUUUGUUUUAUUUGACGUUUUCAUGCUUUUUCUCGUUUUGCCUUUUUCCUCUGCUCCUUCUUUUCU